AUGGCUCCACUCCUGAACAGCAUACUCACCGUGAUCAAGGUGUUCCAGAAAUAUGCUAAAGAGGACGGGGACUGUGCUCUGCUGUGCAAGAAGGAAUUGAAGCAGCUGCUCUUGGCUGAGUUUGGAAACAUCCUCCGGAGACCAAAUGACCCAGAGACUGUGGAAACCAUCCUGAACCUCUUGGAUAAAGACAGAAAUGGACAUGUUGAUUUUCGUGAAUAUCUCUUGCUGGUGUUCCAGUUGGUCCAAGCUUGCUAUAAUAAGGAAGAAAAUAAGGCAUGUGGAGAUAGAACCUCCCAGCAAGAAGGGGAGCAGGAGGGAACACAAGACCAUAGCUUUCCAGGAAAUACAGGCAGACAACAUAGGCAGAGGCAUGAGGAAGAAAGGCAGGACUCCCACCACCGUCAGUCUGAGAGACAGGAGCAGGACUCCCACCAUGGUCAGUCUGAGAGACAGGGUCAGGACUCCCACCAUGGUCAGUCUAAGAAACAGUAUCAGGACUCCCACCAUGGUCAGUCUGAGAAACAGGAGCAGGACUCCCACCAUGGUCAGUCUGAGAGACAGGGUCAGGACUCCCACCAUGGUCAGUCUAAGAAACAGUAUCAGGACUCCCACCAUGGUCAGUCUGAGAAACAGGAGCAGGACUCCCACCAUGGUCAGUCUGAGAGACAGGGUCAGGACUCCCACCAUGGUCAGUCUAAGAAACAGUAUCAGGACUCCCACCAUGGUCAGUCUGAGAAACAGGAGCAGGACUCCCACCAUGGUCAGUCUGAGAGACAGGGUCAGGACUCCCACCAUGGCCAGUCUGAGAGACAGGGUCAAUUCUCCCACCAUGGUCAGUCUGAGAAACAGAGUCAGGACUCCCACUAUGGUCAGUCUGAGAGAUGGGGUCAGGACUCCCACCAUGGUCAGUCUGAGACACAAGAUAGGAACUCCUGCUAUAGUCAGUCUGAGAGGCAAGGUCAGGACUUCAGCUCUGAUCAAAGACUGAAUCAUAAAUCUAGCAGUGACCAGACUAAAAGAGAAGGAUAUUUAUUUGCUUUAAAUCAAUAUGAGACACAAGUUCAGGAUUCUCAUGAUGGCUGGUCUGAAGGGCUUAGACAACAACAAAGUCAGCCUAUAAGACUUAGAGAGGAUUCAUGCUGUGGCCAAAGAAACCAACAGGAAUCAGGCUCUUAUUAUGGGCAUUCUGCAAGGCUGGGUCAGGAAUCAGGCUAUCAUCAGAGAGACAGGCAAGAAUUUGAUUCUCAAUAUGGCCAGACAUACAGACAAGGCCAGCAUUCCCACUAUGGUCAGGCAGACAGGCAAGGCCAGAGUUCUCACUAUGGUCAGGCAGACAGACAAGGUCAAAGUUCCCACUAUGGACAGGCAGACUGACAAGGCCAGAGUUCCCACUAUGGUCAGGCAGACAGACAAGGCCAGACUUCUCACUAUGGUCAGGCAGACAGACAAGGUCAAAGUUCCCACUAUGGACAGGCAGACUGACAAGGCCAGAGUUCCCACUAUGGUCAGGCAGACAGGCAAGGCCAGAGUUCUCACUAUGGUCAGGCAGACAGACAAGGUCAAAGUUCCCACUAUGGACAGGCAGACAGACAAGGCCAGAGUUCCCACUAUGGUCAGGCAGACAGGCAAGGCCAGAGUUCUCACUAUGGUCAGGCAGACAGACAAGGUCAAAGUUCCCACUAUGGACAGGCAGACAGACAAGGCCAGAGUUCCCACUAUGGUCAGGCAGACAGACAAGGCCAGAGUUCUCACUAUGGUCAGGCAGACAGACAAGGUCAAAGUUCCCACUAUGGACAGGCAGACAGACAAGGCCAGAGUUCCCACUAUGGUCAGGCAGACAGGCAAGGCCAGAGUUCUCACUAUGGUCAGGCAGACAGACAAGGCCAGAGUUCUCAAUGCAGUCAGUCAGAACCUGGGGAAACUGGGCAAAAUAGGUGCUUCCAAGGGAAUGAGCGAACAAGCAGAGGCUCAUAUGAUGAGCAAUCAGGAAGUUCAGGGAGACCCAGUCAACAGACUCAAGGACAAAAAGUGAACCAAAAUCAGGGACAGAGAUUUCAGUCUAGGCUAGAACAGCAGAACAGUCACCAGUCAUGGGAGCCUGAGGAGGAUUGCCAACACCACCAACACAAACUCGUAGCACACAUUCAGCAAGAAAGGCCACACUCUCACAAAGGGAGUGAUAGGCAGGGACACAGAGAGGCCCAGACUAAGGAGAGUCAUGGUGAGAGACAGAGCCACAAGGUAGAGGAAGAGAAGGGUCACCAAAUCAGGGGUAGACAUGGUCAUGAGGGUCAGGAAACUCCAUGUGAGACACGGGACAGGCAAACCCAUGAAGUGGAACAAAGCCAUCAGACACGGGGCAGGAAAACCCAUGAAGAUGAGCAGAACCGCCAGAGACAAGACAGGCAACCUCAUGAAGAAGAUCAAAACUGUCAGCAAACCCAUGAGAAGAAAGAGAAAUAUCGAGGAUCCCAGGAUCGACAAUCCCAUGGAACCCAGCAAGGCUGUGCCAACAGAGAAAAAUUUCACUUGAAUGAGGAUGACCAGAGCCAAGGCUCCCAGGGAAGACACAGUGACCUGGCCUUCCAUCCAACCCAGAGCAGGGGGAGGCCCCAAAAAAGAGAAGAGGGUGGAAGUCACCCUACCAAGGCAACGAUUGCUCCCAACCCCCUCUACGACUAUCUACAAGAGCAGAGAGAGCAUUGGCACUAGGCCUUAUUGCACAACAGAGCUACUGCCAAAGAAGAAAUCUACAGGUCAAGUUCAUAUUUACUUCUGUUUAAGAGAUUGAAAAAUGUAUGUCUUCCUUCUCUCCUCUACUUUCUAUCUACUUGCAAGGAUACUUUUGAGGAUUAGCAUUUACUUUUAGGGCAUGACAGUUCUUUGAGCAGCAAAUCCAGGGUGUUCUGGAGGGGUGAAAUCUCAGUGGUAAAUUGGGUGAAAUAAUCAGAUCCCAAUUUUGAUUAGCUUGGGGAUUUAAAUCAUUUCCUGGUUUGCCCUCCAUGUACAUAGGACAUGGUUGGGUCACUGAAAGGUAGAAACUUCUCCCAAAAUUCAGAAACAGGAAAGGUAUUCAGAAGAUACCCAUCACAAACUGAGAAGAGGAUAUCUGGGCUUCAGUGAGCUUUGGCUCCUGUGGAUGAAACAUCAGGAAUUUCAAGCCUCAUAGUCUACACUUAAAUGAAACACAGUGAGAGGCUGCUAGGAGAGUCAGAGACCACAGAGGACAUCUCUGAUUCACAACACCUCCAGCGCGCAGGCUCCUACCCUUCAUCAGAGGGACUGUCCUAGCUCCUAGCACUAAAGCUGACUAGACUGGUUUUAGCUCGAUGUCUUUCUAGUUUCUGAUCAUAUUAAAUAGAGAGGAAGCAAAUGUCAUCUGUUUUCAGAUCCUAAUGAACCAAAAUUGUUGACACAAAGAUACUGGGGCCUGAAAACCCUUCAGAAGAAAAUCUAUGGAAUUGUAUUUAAAUGCCCAAUAAAUGAUUGGUGAGCAAUGA
Myotis davidii is the source of this 3503-nucleotide messenger RNA. RefSeq names its product repetin (gene RPTN). The record is from RefSeq and is a predicted model, not a curated record. The transcript is spliced from 2 exons. Lineage: Eukaryota; Metazoa; Chordata; Mammalia; Chiroptera; Vespertilionidae. Gene Ontology annotation, molecular function: transition metal ion binding; calcium ion binding.